Molecule: messenger RNA, 6224 nt
Organism: Calidris pugnax (ruff)
Lineage: Eukaryota; Metazoa; Chordata; Aves; Charadriiformes; Scolopacidae
Gene: TBC1D24
Product: TBC1 domain family member 24
Exons: 9
Coding region: 399-2084 (561 amino acids)
Source: RefSeq, a predicted model, not a curated record
GCAGAAGGGAGUAAUUCGUAAGAAGAUCUAUACAAGGGGUUCUUAUUCUAGGAUUUUAAUUAAAGAUAAUGAGUUUCCCUGUGAUUCCCAGGUGGAGCAUGACAGAAAAAUGCUGACUUCCACAAGCAGACGUUGACUCUGAUGCACUGGUGUCCCACCGUUACUGUCUCUGUGUAUCCUAAAGACACACUCAGCUCACAGAGAGGCAUUGUUUCUGCACGUCGUAAGAUAACUGGAUUUCAGAACUGAAGCCAGGACAAUGUGUACUUUUAAUUACAGUCUAAGAAUUAAUUUCAGAUGUGGAAGACAACAAAAAUAAAUGGAAAAGCUGCAAGUCAUUUAAUGACCAAAUAAGGUCUUCAUUCUCAUGAUUUAUCUGAUAUGCUUCUCCUGGAGCCAUGGAUGAAUACAACCGCUUUGUGGAUUGGGACAAAAUGGAUGUUACUGCCCAGAGCCAGGAUGCGAAGGAGCUGACCUGCACGGAGUUCCAGGAGCUCAAGCAGCUGGCCCGGCAGGGCUACUGGGCCAAGAACCACUCUCUGAGAGCCAAAGUGUACCACAAACUAAUUAGCAGUAUCCCCUGCCGCACAGUGACCCCCGAUGCAAACGUGUACCGGGACAUUGUUGUGAAGAUCGUUGGAAAACGUAACAGCAGCUCCCUUCCCCUGCCAGAGUUUGUGGAUAACAGCCUGGUCCCCACCUACUGCCUGAACGCAGAAGGCAUCGGGGCCGUCAGGAAGAUCAUACUGUGCAUUGCAAACCAGUUCCCAGACAUAUCAUUUUGCCCAGCACUGCCUUCUGUGAUAGCUUUGCUCCUGCACUACAGCAAGGAUGAGGCAGAGUGCUUUGAGCAGGUUUGUCGCAUCCUUGCUUGCAAUGACCCAUCCAAGCGGCUCAUUGACCAGACGUUCUUAGCUUUUGAGUCCUCCUGCAUGACCUUUGGCGACCUAGUGAACAAGUACUGCCAGGCAGCACACAAGCUGAUGGUGGCCGUGUCGGAGGACGUGUUGGAGGUGUACUCCGACUGGCAGCGCUGGCUCUUCGGAGAGCUGCCGAUGGUGUACAUCGCUCGGGUCUUUGAUGUGUUUCUGGUGGAGGGCUACAAAGUUCUCUAUCGCGUUGCACUGGCUCUUCUGAAGUUUUUUCACAAAGUCCGAGCUGGGCAGCCCAUGGAGUCGGACAGCGUACAGCAGGACAUCCGGGCUUUUGUGAGAGACAUCGCCAAGUCGGUGUCACCAGAGAGGCUUUUGGAAAAAGCCUUUGCGAUCCGCCUCUUCUCACGGAAGGAGAUCCAGCUCCUGCAGAUGGCCAACGAGAAGGCUUUGCAGCAGAAGGGCAUCACGGUCAAACAGAAAAGUGUUGCGUCUCCCAAAAGGCAGAAUGUGCACUUGGCAGUUCAUGCUGAGAACUUCAAGUCUGAAAUUGUCAGUGUGAAAGAGAUGCGAGAUAUCUGGUCAUGGAUCCCAGAGCGAUUUGCACUUUGCCAGCCCCUCUUGCUUUUCACCACCUUGGAGCACGGCUGUAGUCUGAGCAGGUUCUAUUCUCACAGUGAGGGACACGAACCAACUCUUCUCCUCAUCAAGACCACAGCAAAAGAGGUCUGUGGUGCUUAUCUGUCAACGGACUGGAGCGAGCGCAGGCGAGGGGGGAACAAGCUGAGUUUCUUUGGAACCGGGGAGUGCUUUGUAUUUAGGUUGCAGCCAGAAGUGGAACGCUACGAGUGGGUGAUCAUAAAACACCCAGAGCUGGCCACAACUGGUUCAGAGCCAGAAAAUCACGCCCCGUCAGCUUCCAGCACUCUCUCCUCUGGCAGUGUCCCACCAGACCCUUCAGAUCGCCUCUCUCCCUUCUUAUCAGCUCGGCACUUCAACUUGCCUUCCAAAACAGCCUCCAUGUUCAUGGCUGGCAGCAGCGAAUGCAUCAUUAUAGGAGGGGGUGAUGGCCAAGCUCUCUACCUCGAUGCAGACCUGAACCAUGGAAGAACCAGCCACUGCAAUACUUUCAAUAACCAGCCCUUGUGCUCUGAAAACUUCCAGAUCUCUGUCUUGGAGGUGUGGGGCUUCAGGGACACCAUGAAUGGUUGAUGUGACUAUCAUUAAUCAAGAACCUUUUCAGUUGUCUUAGAAUUCCCAAGGCAAAUUCUAAUGCAGGAACCAAGUCAGAACAUAAUUUCUGCUGGGCUCAGUGUUUUUCAGUCAUUACGAAGCGAUGCACUCGAAUGCAGGGCUUAGUUGUUUACCGUUAUUUUAUUUAAGACAAAUCAAGGUGAAGUAAUGUAUCUGAUUAACUCAGCCCUUUACCUUUAGAGAUCUGGAUUCAGGUUCUGUUAUUAGAUAAAAAUCAAAGUGCAAUGAUUUCAAACCAUCCUAAAUGGAUACAAGUCCAUAUCACAGAUUGGGUUUGCAGUUUUCUGCAGUCCCUUGGAGGCAGAGCUGGCUGAGGUGUUCAGCAGAGCUCUGUGCCACUGGCACCAAGGUCAGCCUUGAGCCAGAAAUAUCAAAUGUCAGCUCACAGGGAACUUUAAUGACCUCAGAUCUGACAUAGAAAAGUAGUUCAUAAAAUCGUUGCCCUACUGUAAGCAGACAUUGUGCAGACAAAUCAGUACCAUUCCUUAAGUUAUAAAAGCCCUCGGUUCCCACAAGAGCUGUGAUGGCUGAUUAUCCUUCUCCUUGUACCUGAACCCUUGGCACAUUCCAGUCACAUCCGUUUGAGGAGUCUGCCUCUGAGGAAGGCAUCAGACUGGACAAUGAGAUCUCAAAGGCUUGAUUUUGUUUACAUUCCUAUUCCAUAUCAGUAUAAUGACUUCAAACUGACUCGUGUUUCAGACAGCUGAAAGCCAGAGCGUACAUGCAGUGCUCAGAAACUUCCUUUCCUUUGUCUUUCCGGGAAGCUGAAAUGAAGCUUUAAAUCUGAGAAUAACUGUGCUGAUAUUUCUACAUGUUUGGGGAGUUAGACAUGGUGAUACAGAAGCUAAUGGUCUCCCCACAAGAAAAUGAAGGGAAGUGGGAGGGAAAUCUGCUGAGUAGUAAUUAAUGUGGGAGGGGACGAGUUUCCCAGGAGAGCUCUGGGUGAUGCUGUUCCUCCAUAUCAUGAGUCUUCCCAGGGAUGAGAUCCUGAAAAAGGUCACAUUUUUUGGCCAGCAGUGUCUGGUAGGGUUGGGCUGAUGCAAAACAGCUUUUGCUCAUUCCUGAGAAAUACACACAAGCACGUCUUGUGGCACACGAUGGCCAGAGACAGUUACCCAGUGUCUUUAUCUAAAACUUGUCAUAUCUGGUGUAGAGCUUCUCCCUUGUGAAGCACAAGUAUGUAAACAUCAGUGGGUAGUCCCGAGCAUACGACAGGCUGCUCUCAAAGCUUCACUGGAUAAUUUGCUAGUAAGAAGAUCUACCACAAGUAAAAUGAGGGGAAAGAGGGAAUUGCUGGUUUUUUCAGCAGUUCAAUCUUAAAAAAAUGCUUUAGGGUGGGAAAGUGUUACUUAAACUUGAAGUUUAUUAAAAGGAAAAAUUAAAAAUUUAUAGUGAUAAAAUCUCAGCUAGGCUGGAGAGGGCCAUGUUAAUAAUUCAGAGGUCACAGUCUUGCUGGCAAUGUUGGUUUGUUUAGCUUGCCAUCAGUGAAAAUACUGUGGGUCUGGCUAAAGUGUUGCCUCUAGCAAAGUAUAUAAAGAAACUUGGAAAAAAUGUGAUUUUUUUCUUAAGGUGCCAUUUAUCACUUUUGUCAGAAUAACUCUUUGAAACAUUAGACUGCAUAUACAGUUCAAGAUGUCUUUUGCACCAUUUAUUUUUGCAGUUCAAUUAUUUCACCCUGUUUGAGAGUCGGCCCUGGGCCUCUCUUUCCCACAUCCCACUCCAGUGAGUUCUGUCCAUCUCCUUUUCGUGCGUUUACCGUAAGCUCAAUUGAACUAGAAGGGCAGAUAUAAUUCAGUUACAUUUAUGUAAUUUGGUGGGAAAGAACUUGAACAGUUGUAGCUGACUUUUUACAAAUACCAGCUGAUACUGCCUUUAAUUAUUUUUUCAAAGCUAGCUCAAUCACUUUGCACUUGCUGGUAUCCCACAAGCGUCCUCACGCAAAACAAAUAACUCCAAAAAUGUAUCCCAUUUAGUAGGUUCUCUUAAGUGGGAUUUCAUUUUUGUCCCUGUCUCUUUUCUUGAAUUUGUUUGAGGUGUCCUUGGGAAAGAAAAAAAAAAAAGGCAAACCAAAACACAGUAGCAUUAAUUUUCAGCUUGUUAAUUUGUCAGAAAUUUCCUCGAGCUGUGUGUUGGCAGGAUUUGUGGGACUUUAGUAUUACACUCAAAAUGAAUGGUUUUUAUCUGCAAAAUCUUUCCUGCAGCUGGCAGCGGUGAUGUGAUUUUUCUCCCCAUCCCUGUAGAUGCAGCUGUGUCAGCGAAACCCCAGCGCUACACUGCGUCCUAAGCCAUAUCUGAGAAAAGCUGUUCCUUUCCCUGCUCUACUCUUAGCGCGCAGGGAUUGGGGUGUUUGAAGUCAGAAAUAACUGCUAGUUGCUCAGAAAUUCGUCAUAGGAAAUUUAUGUGAGACUCCAAGGAGCAGCAUCAGUGUGGUUUAGGCAUCUGAGUUUCCAACGUCUUUCAAAAGUCAAUCACAGGCCUCAGCUCAGCUUCCCUUGGGUCUGGCGAGUACAACUUCUGCCCCCCCCCAGCAGUGAAGAUCCACAAAAAAAACCGUUUUGGUAGCUUUUCUGAGCAAUUUGAGCCAUGGCCUGCAUGAGUUUGCAAAUCACAGCAGUGGUAACAGGGUUAAGAGGUGAUACCCCUGCUGACUGUUCGUAUCGCUCUGGAGGCACACAUCAGUGAUGGUUUCAGUCUGGUACAGCACUGCCCCGCUGCGCUGCCGACGUCCUGCCCGGCCGGGGGGGUGUGUGUGUGUGUCUGUGUGUGUUAAAUUUGAGUAGCCUGAAUAAGAAAGACGCUGCAAUAAUCUAGCCAGAGGAAUUGUACAGUGCUGUGUCAUCUUCAUACAACCCAGUAAAUAUGAAUGCUCCUUUCCAUGUGCAGAUCCUCAUGUGUAGUUCUCGUUAUGGUUGUGAGACACCUUGGCAGAAUUGCAUUGUGUCUUGAAUUUCUUUCCAGUAGCAAAGAGGCAUUUUUUGUCUGUGUAGUUAAUGGUUGUUGCUGACCAAGUGUAUAUCAAAGUUCAGUUGAUUAAGCCAACAGUUUGUUACAUGUAAAACACUUGAGAUGGAGACCACAGGGUGGGUUUUGAGACAAUGACUACAAUGGGCAACUCAUCAGAAGGUUUGACUCAUCUGCAGUGCCCUGGCUGUGAAGUGCUGUGGUCACAUUGUAACCAAACAGCCGUUGAUGUAGUUUGUGGUCCUUGUUUGCCAUCCCACUGGCCGCAGUGACAGCAAGAGGCCUGGAGCUGUGGAGCUGAAGGCUGGGCAUCAGCUACCACAGUUCUGCAAGAGUGUAUUUGCUUUCCUGAGAAGCCAUUUUUGCUUUGGGAUAUUCUCUUCAAGGCAGAAAAGACUGGAAACUCUGAACAUCAGAAACUUGAAUUUAUUGUAAAUGACAUUCAAGCUGUUCCCAGCCAUCGGGUGGGCUGGUCAGACUUUGUCACCACACAUCUAAAGAUCAUGCACUUUGACACACUCCCUUUUCGGAUCAAGCAUGUUAAUUGGUCUCCUAUUCAUAGAGACCAAUUAACAAAGGGAAGGGAAAAACUCCCAUUUCCUCUGUGCUGAGAUUUCAGCUUCAGUUGAAGACAGAUUGGAGGGGCGAGUAGUACUGUUCUGUAAAGGGUUAAACUCUAUGCCAAUAGAGAUCUGUGUGGAGCCAUGGAGGGGUAGCACCUCAACUGCUAUUUGUGUGUGUGCGUUGAAAUUGUUUGCUCUGUCUUGGAAAUCCCUCCUGGGUUUGGAUGGGGAGUGAUCUCUGCCCACAGAGACCCUGAGCGGCCGCCGGUGGGCACCUGGAGCUCUGUGGCAGCCGUGGCACUGGAGGAGCUCAGCCCGGUGGUUGACUGGGCAGCGUGGGCACCCGGCUGGGAGCUCUGUGCUGCCCUGCUGUCAGCUGUCUGUCCUGCCUUUUGGACUAGUUGAGAUGAGCGUGUGUAUUAUUUGGGGUGAUGCUUGUCUUCAGAUGACUGGUGGUGUGCUGCUAAAUUGGUUUUCCUACCCUACUGUUGGCAUCGCUCCCCUACAUUGAUGGUAUUUUUGUCACUGUGCAGAGUCUUGGAUUGUAUUAAAAGGUGUUUGACUGUGAAGGCAA